Messenger RNA from Meriones unguiculatus (Mongolian gerbil), 2371 nucleotides. RefSeq names its product forkhead box D3 (gene Foxd3). The transcript has a single exon. Gene Ontology annotation, biological process: cell differentiation; anatomical structure morphogenesis; regulation of transcription by RNA polymerase II. The record is from RefSeq and is a predicted model, not a curated record. Gene Ontology annotation, molecular function: DNA-binding transcription factor activity, RNA polymerase II-specific; RNA polymerase II cis-regulatory region sequence-specific DNA binding. Bases 760 to 2241 code for a protein of 493 amino acids. NCBI's taxonomy places the organism in Eukaryota, Metazoa, Chordata, Mammalia, Rodentia, Muridae.
CCCUCCCUGGCCCCGGCGCCGGGCUCCAGCUUGGGGCCGGGGGGUCUCCCGGCAGCGGGAGGAGCCCUCCGGGGGCCACCCCGCGGGAUGCCAGCGGGCGGCCGGCGAGGAGUCGUAGUUCCCUCGGUCCCUUUGUUGACAAUUUCCCCCGAACCAACUUGAGUUUGGCCGGCUCCGCCGCGGCCCUGACGUCACGCUCGGUCACGUGGCCCCGCCUCCCCCUGGAUCUUUAAGUAGAAAGUAAUCUAUCAGGGCCAGUCCUUAAAACGGGACUUUCGACUACCCGGGCUCGGCGAUCCCCGUCACCCCCAGACCCCCCCACCCCCGCCGUCGCCCCUCGCCCGCGCCCCUCCGGGGUCCCGCGCCCGGCGCCCGGGCGUCCCCGCGCUCGCUCGCCCGCCCGCACCGCUCCCGAGCACCCGCGCCACGACCCGGAGGCCGAGGGACCGAGGGGGGCGCGGCGCGGACCCAGCCUCCCGGGGGCGCGAGCGGCGGCCGUCGCCCGGCCUGGCACGGGAGCGCCGGUCGGGGGAGAGCGCAGGAGUUGGCCGCAGCGGCAGCGGAGGAGGAGGCGGUGCGCGAUGCGGGGCCUCCCGGCGUGAGCUGCCCCGGGAGGGCCCCGGGCUCCCCCGUGCCGCGUCCCCUCCCUCCCCUCCCCCGCUCCGCUUGUCCUCGUCGGGGGGCGCGGGCACCCCACCCCUUCCAUCCCCGAGACCACCACCCCCACCCCCCCGGCGCGCCGCCGAGCCCCGCGGAGGGAUGACCCUCUCCGGCGGCGGCAGCGCAGGCGACAUGUCCGGCCAGACCGUGCUGACGGCCGACGACGUGGACAUCGAUGUGGUGGGCGAGGGGGACGACGGCCCGGACGGGGGCAAGGACAGCGACGCGGGCUGCUGCGACAGCCCCCCGGGGCCGCCGGAGCCGCGCCUGGACGAGGCGGACGACGGGCCGCCGCCGGCCACCCAUCAUCCCCAUCCCCAUCCUCCCCAUCCCCGCGCCCAGCCUCAGCCGCCGGCCCCGUCGCUGCCCGCCGAGGUGGGCCCGGGAGUCGAACCGGCGGGAGUCCCGGAGGCCGACGGCUGCAAGGGCGGCGGCGAGGACGCGGGCCCCGGCGGCGGCGGCGGAGGAGGAGGAGGCGGCGCGGCGGCGGGGCUGGCGCCCAGCAAGCCCAAGAACAGCCUGGUGAAGCCGCCGUACUCGUACAUCGCGCUCAUCACCAUGGCCAUCCUGCAGAGCCCGCAGAAGAAGCUCACCCUGAGCGGCAUCUGCGAGUUCAUCAGCAACCGCUUCCCCUACUACCGCGAGAAGUUCCCGGCCUGGCAGAACAGCAUCCGCCACAACCUGUCCCUCAACGACUGCUUCGUCAAGAUCCCCCGCGAGCCGGGCAACCCGGGCAAGGGGAACUACUGGACCCUGGACCCGCAGUCCGAGGACAUGUUCGACAACGGCAGCUUCCUGCGCCGCCGGAAGCGCUUCAAGCGCCACCAGCAGGAGCACCUGCGCGAGCAGACGGCGCUCAUGAUGCAGAGCUUCGGGGCCUACGGGCUGGCGGCGGCCGCGGCGGGCGCGGCGGGGCCCUACGGCCGCCCCUACGGCCUGCACCCCGCGGCGGCGGCGGCGGCGGCGGGCGCCUACCCGCACCCCGCGGCGGCGGCGGCGGCGGCGGCAGCGGCGGCCGCGGCCCUGCAGUACCCGUACGCGCUGCCCCCCGUGGCGGCGCCCGCCGUGCUGCCCCCCGCCGUGCCCCUGCUGCCCUCGGCCGAGCUGGGCCGCAAGGCCGCCGCCUUCGGCUCGCAGCUCGGCCCGAGCCUCCAGCUGCAGCUCAACAGCCUGGGGGCGGCCGCCGCCGCCGCCGCCGCCGCCUCGUCCUCGUCGUCGUCCUCGUCGUCGUCCUCCGCCGCCGCCGCCGCCGGCACGCCGGGCGCCACGUCGCUCGUCAAGUCCGAGCCCAGCCCGCGGCCGUCGUUCAGCAUCGAGAACAUCAUCGGCGCGGGCCCCGCGGCCCCCGGGGGCUCGGCCGGGGGCGCCGGCGGCGGCGGCGGGGUCGCCGCCCCCCAGUCCUUCCUGCGGCCGCCGGGGACCGUGCAGCCGGCGGCGCUGGUGGCCGCGCACCAGCCGCUGUCGCUGAGCCGGACGACGGCCACCAUCGCGCCCAUCCUGAGCGUGCCGCUGUCCGGACAGUUCCUGCAGCCCGCCGCCUCGGCCGCCGCCGCCGUCCAAGCCAAGUGGCCCGCGCAAUAGUGAGCAGGAGCCGGUGGGAGCCGGGCCGGGCCGGGCGCCCGCCCUCCUCCCGGUCCGUCCGCCCUGGUCCUGGUCCCCCUCUCCCCGCUCCCGGACUCUGCUUCCCGCGCCCCAUCCCAUCCCCAACACC